Diachasma alloeum is the source of this 2896-nucleotide messenger RNA. Its product is annotated as protein 5NUC. Gene Ontology annotation, cellular component: plasma membrane. Gene Ontology annotation, biological process: AMP catabolic process. Bases 364 to 2157 code for a protein of 597 amino acids. Gene Ontology annotation, molecular function: nucleotide binding; 5'-nucleotidase activity; metal ion binding. The transcript has 7 exons. NCBI's taxonomy places the organism in Eukaryota, Metazoa, Arthropoda, Insecta, Hymenoptera, Braconidae. The record is from RefSeq and is a predicted model, not a curated record.
AUCACGUCGACUAUUCACUCUUCCUCCCCACGAAAUAUUUCCCUCCAACGGAUUUCAACCGUUCAGUCGACGUCAAGCCGCUCGAUCGUGCGGCCGCGAUUUACGGGAUUCGUCUGUGCUUAUUGAACCGAGAUUUAAUUAAACAAUUAACGCGGAAAAAAAUUAUUCCUUCUAAAUAAGUUCAGUGUUUCGAUCAUUGCGAGUAGAAAAUUGAAGAAAAAUCGGCAAUUCAAUAGUUUUUUUUUCAAAUUUGGAAGUUUAUUUAGCGAUCGAACACCUGCGCAUAUGGUUCAAGUGACUUUUGCAGUAUUUCUGGAAUAAUUAGAGCUCAAUGUACAGUGAAAAAUAAUUGAUCGAGGAAAAAUGAGAUAUUUCGAGGUAUCGGUUGUGUUUUUCCUUUUUGGAAGUGCCUUGGGGGCUCCUGUGGGCCAAGAUGAGGGAUUUAGAUUGAGGAUCGUGCAUACCAAUGACAUGCACGCCAGAUUCGAGGAGACAUCGGCGCUGUCUACCAAGUGCCUCGAUAAGGACGAAAAGGCGGGAAAGUGUUACGGCGGCUUCGCCAGGCUGGCAACCUUGAUAAGACAAGCGAGAGCAUCGAGUGUUCCCACUCUCUUUCUCAAUGCUGGAGAUACUUAUCAAGGAACCACAUGGUUCACCGUUCACAAAUGGAAAAUUGUCGCCAAGUUUUUGAAUCUGUUGGCACCCGAUGCUAUCUCCCUCGGGAAUCACGAGUUCGAUAAUGGUCCAGACGGUCUCGUCCCCUUUAUCAACGCCACCAACUUUCCAGUCCUCGCGGCAAACCUCGACCUCUCCCUGGAGCCGGAGCUCGCCUCCUCGAGACUCCAGAACUCCGUAAUCCUGAACGUCUCAGGCCACAAGAUCGGAGUGAUCGGUUACCUUACCCCGGAGACAAAAUCUAUAUCUCAAACGGGUAAAGUCAAGUUUUUGGACGAAAUUCCCUCCAUCAGGAAAGAGGUGCAUCGUCUCCAGGAGCAAGGUGUGAAGAUCCUGAUAGCGCUCGGUCACUCCGGCUUCUCCAUGGACAAGAGAAUAGCAGCUGAGGUCGAGGGGAUUGACCUCGUCAUCGGGGGUCACACCAACACCUUCCUCUACACAGGAAGCAAGCCCGAUCUCGAGACCCCGGAGGGCCUCUACCCGACGGAAGUAGUCCAGAAAUCCGGGAGGAAGGUCUACGUCGUCCAGGCGUAUGCCUACACCAAAUACCUGGGGAACCUCACCCUCGACUUCGAUUCCCAAGGGGAAGUUGUCGGCAUUCUCGGGGAUCCUGUGGUGGUCGAUGCGAGGAUUGAGCAGGCGAAGGAUGUCCUGGAGGAACUCGAGCGAUGGCGGCCUGCGAUACAGGCCCUGCAGAAUCAGGCCGUAGGGUCUGCCAAGGUUCUGCUCGAUGGAGACACCAAGAGCUGCAGGAGGAAGGAGUGUAACUUUGGGAAUUUGGUUGCUGAUGCCAUGGUGGAAUAUAAUGCAAUGGAGUACGCGGGGGGCAAGGGUUGGACCGACGCGGCCAUCGCCAUUCACAAUAGUGGAUCUCUUCGUGCGUCAAUUGAUCGGGAACCCGAUGAUAAUAUCGCAAUGAGCGAUAUUCUCGCAGCUCUGCCGUUCAAUAGUGGAUUAGGAAAAAUUAAAAUCACUGGGCGACAACUGAGAAAAGUCUUAGAGUGGAGUGUACACAAUUUGAAUUAUAAUUACACUGCCGAUCUGAGAGGAGCAUUCCUGCAUUUUUCUGGACUCCAGGUGGAUUACGAUUUAUCUCGCCCCAAUGGCGCUCGAGUGGUGGCUGUUCAUACGAGAUGCAGUUCAUGUAGAAUUCCGAGCUUUAAUCCUCUCAAUGAUGAUGAAACUUACGUCAUUCUUGCCACAGACUUCUUGCACGCCGGUGGGGAUGACUACAAAAUGCUGAUGGAUCUGGAGUGGACGGCCUCAGGUGUCACGACAGAUCAAGUGGUUGCCACCUACAUAAAGCGUCACAGUCCAGUGUACCCGGGGGUAGAGUGGCGGAUAAACUACGUAUCUACCGACGAAAAACCAGAGGCUCCAGCAGUUGAUGAAGAACAUAACGAGGCUGGAGCCGCCAAUGACUUCAGAUCCGUCGCGUCCAUGAUGCUGAUACCAACAGUUGCCUUAAUCCUAGGGCGAUGAUGAUUCUUGGACAGUGAAAAUCACCUGCGAGGGCUCAAAACUGAUUUGUAAUUCGGUCUUAAUUAAUUCAUAAAUUAAUGCGAAUGAAUUAAUUUAAUUCGUCGAUCAAUUCUAUUCGGUUGAUCCAGUUGAUUUUUUUUCUAAUUUUAUUUCUGACUCAAUUUAAUCUAUUCAGUCACAUGAUGUAAUUGAAUUUUCUAAAGUGAAGUGUACAUCUGGAUGAUUUAUCGCGAGACAAACAGGAAGUGUCUCCUCUGAAUGAUAAACAAAAUUGGAGGAAAUUUUAUUUAUGUAUUUAUAUCACUUCCUUCCUCAUGACGAGCCCAAAAUUUUUCACUAUCUCAAGUAAGAUGGAUGUAGGGUGAAUAGGCCAAUAGCUGAACGAUUUCACCCUUUAUUGAAUAUUCUACAAAUAAUGGAAUGAAAACCGCAUGGAUUAUCAUCAUUAUCAAUAAUGACACUUAUGUAUAAUCAUGUGAUGAAGUUUUUUUUCGAAAUAUCAACAUUACAGCGAGAAAAGAAAUAAAAUAUUCAGGAGGUACAGUGCUGGGUUGCGUGGCGCUGCAAUUUCCUAAGCAUCAGUGACAAUGUGUCGUGGAGGAAAAAAAGAAGUUCUCUUCCGAAAGAGUCAGAUGUGGAAAAUAGCACAAUAUUUUCAGGAGGAGAAUCACAUCCCGAAAAUUUAAAAUCUAUUUGGCCUUGUAUUUCUUCACAUUCAAUAAAAAAAAAUUCACACGUU